This is a messenger RNA of Austrofundulus limnaeus, 6973 nucleotides long. RefSeq names its product DEAH (Asp-Glu-Ala-His) box polypeptide 34 (gene dhx34). NCBI's taxonomy places the organism in Eukaryota, Metazoa, Chordata, Actinopteri, Cyprinodontiformes, Rivulidae. Gene Ontology annotation, cellular component: intracellular anatomical structure. Bases 297 to 3746 code for a protein of 1149 amino acids. Gene Ontology annotation, molecular function: ATP binding; helicase activity; RNA binding. The transcript is spliced from 16 exons. The record is from RefSeq and is a predicted model, not a curated record.
UGUUCCUGAAUCGGUGAGCGUGAUAGCGGUUUGUCGUCUUUGCUUUAAUAUUUAUUUAUUGUUCAGAGUCUUUACUUUUGUUCGUCCAGUACCUAACGAGCAGCAGUUUAUGGGGAUGUUUCGGACUCGGGUUCGGUUCGUUCCGGGACAAAAAUUUAUUUAAAAAAAUACAUUUUAAAGCAACAUAUGGUUUGUUGUUUUCACUGUAAUUAGGCAGAUAAAGCUGCUGCGUGUCUGUAAAACUGAUUCAUCUUGACUUGAAGUCAGAUUGUUGGUGUUUAGGAAAACUUCCAGUAAUGGACUUAGACAGGAGGAGAGACAGCCGGGGACGAGACUGGGACUGGGACAACCCGCACUGUCGAGCCCAGCUGGAUGAGAUCUUUUUCCGUCAGAAUGACUACAUCCAGGCCGGCAGCCCCGAACACAAAGAGUUCUGGGCUUUUUUUGACCGUUUUCAGAGGUUCAGAACAAAAAGAGACAUGUGUGGAUCCGGGAAAGAGGCCAGAGAAGAGGGGAAGGAAAGAAGGAGGACUGAAGAUCUUGGACUUCCUAAAGAGUACGACGCUCGGUACCGGAUUAAUGUGUCUGUGUGUAGCAGGGACAUCGAGGAGCGGCUGGGGAAGUCGGACCACAGAAACCGGCAGAGAUCCUCAGGACCAGGGUCUCAGGAGAUCUCAGACUGUCGCCUGACUCUGCUGCACUUCCUAGACUUCAGCCAGAAGCAGAGCUUCGGGAAGCUGGCCAAGCUUCGCCGGGAGCAGAAGAACCUGCCCAUCUUUCAGUACCGGGACCGGAUUGUGGAGCUGGUUCGACGACACCCUGUGGUUGUGGUGGCAGGAGACACGGGCUGUGGGAAAUCCACCCAGGUGCCUCAGUACCUCCUCUCGGCCGGCUUCAGCCACAUCGCCUGCACUCAGCCGCGGCGUAUCGCCUGCAUCUCUCUGGCCAAGAGGGUCAGCUUUGAGAGCCUCAAUCAGUUUGGAUCCAAGGUUGGGUACCAGAUCCGCUUUGAGACCACUCGGACCACGGCCACCAAGCUGCUCUUCCUGACCGAGGGUCUCCUGCUGCGACAGAUCCAACAGGAGAAGUCCCUGUCCCAGUACCAGGUGAUGAUUGUGGACGAGGUCCACGAGAGGCACCUCCACUGUGACUUCCUCCUCGGGGUCCUUCGCUCUCUGCUGGAGGACCGCCCGGACCUGCGGCUCAUUCUCAUGUCGGCCACCAUCAACAUCAAACUCUUCUCUGAGUACUUCAACAGCGCUCCUGUGCUGCAGGUCCCAGGCAGGCUGUUCCCCAUUCAGGUGAUUUAUCAACCCAUCCCACCUGAGGAGCAGGCCUCACGCUCAGAGAAACUGGAUCCCAGACCGUACCUUCGCAUCCUGCAGGGCAUCGACCAGCGCUACCCCCCGGAGGAGCGUGGAGACCUGCUCCUCUUCCUCAGCGGCAUGGCGGAGAUCUCCACCAUCCAGGAGGCGUGUCAGGUUUACGCCACGCACACCCGGCGCUGGAUAGUCCUGCCUCUGCACAGCACCCUGUCCCUGGUCCAGCAGGACAAGGUGUUUGAUAUCGCUCCUCCUGGGGUGAGGAAGUGCAUCAUCUCCACCAACAUCGCCGAGACGUCGGUGACGAUCGAUGGAGUUCGCUUCGUUGUGGACUCAGGAAAGGUGAAAGAAAUGAGUUUCGACCCGAAGGCCAAGAUGCAGCGCCUGCAGGAGUUCUGGAUCAGCCGAGCCAGUUCUGAGCAGAGGAAAGGCCGAGCCGGGCGGACGGGUCCGGGCGUCUGUUACCGCCUCUACUCGGAGUCCGACUACAACGCCUUCGCUCCGUACCCCGUCCCUGAGAUCCACAGAGUGGCUCUGGACUCGUUGGUCCUCCAGAUGAAGAGUAUGGCUCUGGGAGAUCCUCUGUCGUUUGUUUUUAUUGAUCCUCCUCCGACUGCCAGCAUCCAGACUGCAGUUACGUACCUGAAGGAGCAGGGGGCGCUAGACGCUCGUAGUGAGCUGACCUCUAUCGGCAGCCUGCUGGCUCAGCUGCCUGUUGAUGUGGUUAUAGGUAAGAUGUUGGUGUUGGGGUCUUUGUUUAACUUGGUGGAGCCCAUGUUGACGGUGGCGGCGGCCCUCAGCGUUCAGUCGCCGUUCCUGCGCAGCUCGCAGCAGAACCCGGACUGCGCCACCGCCCGCCAGCCCCUGCACAGCAACCAGGGAGACCCCUUCACCCUGCUCAACGCCUUCAAUGCCUGGGUGGAGGUGAAAGGAGAACGAGGCGGCGGCUCCAGGAAGUGGUGCAGGAGGCGUGGCCUGGAGGAGCAGCGUCUUUAUGAGAUGGUCAACCUGCGCCGGCAGUUCAAGGACCUGCUGAGGAGCCACGACCUGCUGGAGUCAGAGGAGGCCACGCCCCCUGCUGGAGACCGCCAGCAGCGCAGGGAGAGGCUGACGGAGAGGAGGAAGCUGCAUCAGAUGAAACGGGAUCACGAGGAGCAGGAGGGGAGCAAACGUAAAGUCCUGAGGCUGGAUGAGGGCCAGGACGCAGAUUUGUCCUCAGGAUCGGACACGGAGGACAGAAGACGAGGCAGGAAGGACAAGGAGGGACGGGGACAGGAUGUGGACAUACAGGAAGUGAAGUUUAAGCUGCGUCACAACGUGUCGGCGCUCCAGGAGGCGGUCAGCGUCUGUCAGGACCUGUCUUCACGUCAGCAGGCUCUGCUCAAGCUGCUGAUCUGCCGAGGCCUCUACCCUCAGCUGGCUCUGCCCGACGAGCACAACUCCACCCGCAAAGAGUCCGAGCAGGUGUUUCACACCAGGAAUAAGCAGGGCGUGGUGAUCCACCCCACCAGCGUGUUCGCCAGUGAUCCUGAGGUGUUACACCUGCCUGAGGAGGACGGCAGGGACGCAGGACCUGAUGGGAGGGGCAGCAGCAAACACCAGCUCUUAGCCUUCGUCACUCUGCUGGAGACCAACAAGCCGUAUUUGUCCAACUGCGUCCGGGUUCCGGCCCUGCAGGUUCUGCUGCUGGUCGCCGGCUGCUUGGACACCAAUGCGGACUGCACGCGCCUGGUGGUGGACGGCUGGUUGGAGCUGGAGCUGAAGAGCCCAGAGGAGGCUCUGAGGGUCCUGUCCACGGCCCUGAGCCUCAGGGUGGAGUGGGAGCGCCUGCUGCAGGCCCAGCUGGGACAGAACUCAGCGGGGGAAUCGUCAACCCAGAGGGCGACCCGCAAGGACGUCGAGAAGCUGAGUGAGGGCCUGGUCCGGUUCCUGCUCUACACUGAGGUCACUUACAGCCUUCGGCGGCUCUCAGCUCUCCAGACCCAGAACCUGUACGUUGGUCCUCAGAGCGAGUCGGAUCCGUCUUACUCUGAAGUUCCAAAUCUGAACCCGUUAUUCCCCGGAGCAGAAGCCAAACCGGACCCGAUUAAAGGAGGUCUGCGAGUGACCGGGUUCUUUACCUACAACUGCCUGACUGAUUCGAAGGACCUGUACAGCGAGUGUCUGCGAACUUUCUGGAGCUGUCCGAACUGCGAGCUGUACCUGCCGCUGACUCCUCUGGAGCGGAUGCAUCACGAAGCUUCCUGCAGACCUGCUGGGGAGCAGCAGCAGGAGAACGAGUCGGAGGGAGGAAGAGCGGGCUCCUCAUCCUCUGCCUCCAGCCUGACCAGAGUUUAUCACUGCGACGUCUGCAACGAAGACCUGAAGCUCACCUCCACGGAGAUCCUCAAACACAAACGGCAGCACAUGUAUUCAGCCAAGUAGCCACGUCACCGAGAUCCUCAAACACACAAGACUGUUUAUCACCUGCUGAGGUGGGUUGUUUGUAUCAUGUAACUUUGAGUCAACCCAAUUCAAGAUGGCUGCCACCUUAGCAAACACAUAGAUGACAUAGCUAAACUAACCCCUAAAUAGCUUUAUAAAUUAAAAAUAUCUGACUGUUUUUCAGUGGAACCAUUAUAUUUCAUCAUUUCUCCCCUCUCUGUUUGAUAAAAGAUACACGCACACACACACACACGCACUCACGUGUAAGAGAGGCAAACGGGUUAAAAUAUAGAGUGAGGGUUUAAUAAUGAUACAAACCCACGAUAUGUAACACCUCAAAGCAGCACAUUGGCACAAAGUCAGAAGUAAGACAGCACAAAAGAUAAAAACCUGUCUCCAAAAAAAUAAAGAAUCAGAAUAAAUAUCUCAAUAAAUAAAUAAACAGGUAAUAUCUCAUUAAAUACUUUGAAACUAAUAAAUACAUACAUGUGAAAAUAUGCACACUUGUCAGAAAAUCAAAAACCCAAAAAACCAAAAUUAAAGUACUUAAUACAGAGUUACUCAGAAAUCAUAAGUUAUUGAUUACUCAAAUCAAAAGGCACAUUUAUUGAGAUGUGAGGAUGGGACCUGCAGCUGUGAUCGAGGGACAGUCAGAACCGGACUCUAAACACCACCUCUGGAUCAGAACCAGGAGACGGUGUGCGAUGGCUUUACGGGUUCUGAGGAUCCGCACCGACGGCUCAGGUCUGGUCUGCAGGUUUGUGUUGGGUGGGGGGACGGGGACGUCGUAUCGUACUGACGGCAGUCUGGGAUCCAGCCGCUGAGACUGGGUUUACUUGGUGUUUGUUUGGGCUCUCCUGUCUUUGAGUCACUUUGAACAGAAGUUUUUAACUAAACCUAAAAUAUUCACCACGCAUUUGAGGUCAUGUUGGGGAAGUUUCACCUUUAUUUUAAAGAAACCUGUUAUUGUCAUCUUUAUCGCCCGCCGCUGUACGCACUUUUGAUUAAACUUUAAGUACCCUACAGCCGAUUUACUCUAGAAGUCAAGAUGGCCGCCACAGCUAACUGAUCCUUAAAAAAUACAGAAAUUACACAGAUUUUCACAGGUGAUUAGUUGUGAAAAAAAAACGUGUUUUUGUUUAAAACCUUGUCGUUUACUGUCAAAUCUUUUUGUUAGCAAAAUAUCUCAUGAACCUUUGGAUCUGAGUGAAAUAAUGUUAGGAUGAACGUGUACGACUCGAUUAACCCAAUUCAAGAUGGCCGCCACAGCCGAUUGACCUUCCUCUACACUAGAGUGGCGAUGACUCAAUGAAUUUUACAGAUUUUGAGCUGAAUUUCGGUGUGGGGUCGUACACAAAACAAACUCAGAGAUCAUUAUUUUAAGGUUUGACCAAAGUAAUUUUAAAUCCAUUAUUCUGACACGGGCAGGCGAAAUGCAUUCUUUCAGCAAAUUCUAGGCCGUUUGUUUAAAAUAAGCAACUCUCUAUAUAGUCUUGUAUUUUCUUUUAGGUUUUAAUUCAGUUCUUGAUGUGUUUCAUCAUGUUUUUUUAUCCUUUUUUUUAAUAAACAAAAAUUCGGGUGUUUUCAAAAAUUAGAAUUUGAACACAAACGCACUCUGAAGAUUUUUUUUAUCUGACUGAAACAGUUUUGAGUGAAAUAUUUGCUCAUUGGCCACUUCUUAUAUCCACCUGUUGAGGUUGUUGACAGAAAAAGUAAAUCAGCCAAUCACACGGCAGCAGCUCAGCACAUUCAGUUACGCAGACGACUCGCUGAAGUUCAAACCGAUCAGCAGAACAGCGUAGAUUUAAAUGACUUUAAAUGUCUGUGGAAGAACUGGUUUGUUGCGGCACGCUCAGAUUUAGGUAGGUUGACCACAUGACUCAAGUUUCUGCAUUUAUUUUUUUCGAAUUCUGACUCGUGUUUACGUUAAAUGCAUACCCACAUUUCAGAAUCUGUAAAUCUGGAGUAAACUCUUUCAAACUCCACCGAAGUGCGGGUUAACCUUUUAUAGCUUUGCAUUUAAAUCCUAUGUUAGAUGGAGACAUUUAAUCUAGGCGUGAGGAUCUUUUUUUUUUUUUUAAUCUCGCGAUUUGAUUGUGAUUUUUACGAACUCUGCACACUCUGAAGCUCAGGUCAAGUUGGCUCUUUCUGAACAUUUGGUUAAAAAAAAAAUUAGUCCAAACCUUUUCUUUGAUCGAAGACGGGACCUCUAGUUUAGACACCUAAAUGAUGCCACGUGAUUGGCCGAUUGGCUAUUUGUUUUAAUCAUCAGUUGAAAAUUUAAACCCUGCGACCUCAGAUUUAGAAUUUUAUGACCAUUUUGACUCGUGUUUCAUUUAAAAUAGCAGCUUUUCUUAGUUUUAAAGCAACACUUGACAAACUCAGCUGAGACCAACCUUCUUUUCAAGUGUCUGUUUUCAUCUGGGGGGGGUCAAAGGUCAGCUCAACUUCCUGUUCAUCUUUAACGCCGGUAAAGUUUGAGUUAUUCUCAAACAACUGAUACAAAAAUACUCUUCGACCAUUGCACUUUUUUUCUCUUUUUGGUGUUUUUCUUCCUUUAAAUCCUUCAUGUUGGUUUAGUUCCUCUGGGGUGUGUACUCGGAGGCCUCAGUUUUAUUAAGCACCUUGUCUGAUUCAAAAAAAAAAAAAAAAAACUACAGCGAUGAAUAAGUUUCAUUAUUUAAUAUUAAAAACUUACAGAGACGUGAAAUAUGUGCAAAGUGAGUGUUUACUGAAGAUACGUUCUCUGUUUUGUUUUUUUCCGCAGAAAAUAAGCGUUUGGUUACGACGGAUAACAACGAGACUUUUAAGUCUUAGUGGUUGUCAUUGCAGCGACCCCUUAUCCAUUGUCUCUUUGCAUUUUGUGAAUGUUUCUCCCUAGAAGACAUUACUUGUGGUCUCAGACGCUUUCUUAAAGACUGUGCUCGCUCGUUUCAAACCUCCCUCACCUAUUUAAAUUUUUUUUUUUACUUCCUAAGGUAACAUCUGAGGUAAACUUAGAGGUAAAGGGUGACGUCUGUCCACCUGAUGGACAAACAGGCCAACACAAAAACAAACAACUUCCCCAACAUCUUAUGUCUGUGAGGAUGUGUGUGCCAUUUGGGGAUUCUGUUGAUGUGUUUUACAUUUAAUAAAAUAUACCAAUUAAAAUUAUAACAAUCAUAUAUAUAAACAUCUUUUGUUUUUGUUUUUUAAAUUUUUUGUUCUAAAUAAAAAAACAAAACAGA